Molecule: messenger RNA, 4777 nt
Organism: Globicephala melas (long-finned pilot whale)
Lineage: Eukaryota; Metazoa; Chordata; Mammalia; Artiodactyla; Delphinidae
Gene: BAG5
Product: BAG cochaperone 5
Biological process (GO): regulation of inclusion body assembly; negative regulation of protein ubiquitination; protein stabilization
Cellular component (GO): cytosol; cytoplasm; membrane
Molecular function (GO): adenyl-nucleotide exchange factor activity; protein-folding chaperone binding
Source: RefSeq, a predicted model, not a curated record
GGAGGGGACUACUCGGCCGACCAUGAACUAGCCCGGCAUGUGACAGGCUGCGUGGGCGGCCGAACGGCGCGAGCGCGCCCGGGUGGCAGCUCCUCGGGCGCGGGCAUUCCAGGGCAUUGCGGUAGGCGGCUAGCGGCGAGCUCAGCAAAGGUCGAGGUGCAGCGCGGACGCCGGAGGACGUUUUCCCAGGGCGGGGUGUGUUCGGCCCGGGGACGGGGCUGCCGGUCCCGGCGACUGCAGGACUGAGGGGCUUUGGCGGCGAAGCGUGCGAUGGCGCGGGCUGCGCAGUGCUUGUGAAACUGAACACAACAAAAGUAUGGAGAUGGGAAACCAACAUCCUUCUAUUACUAGGCUUCAGGAAAUCCAAAAGGAGGUAAAAAGCAUAGAACAGCAAGUAAUUGGUUUCAGCGGUCUGUCAGACGACAAGAAUUACAAGAAACUGGAGAGGAUUCUAACAAGACAACUUUUUGAAAUAGACUCGGUAGAUACUGAAGGAAAAGGAGAUAUUCAGCAAGCUAGGAAGAGGGCAGCACAAGAGACAGAGCGUCUUCUCAAAGAGUUGGAGCAGAAUGCAAACCACCCACACAGGAUCGAAAUAGAGAACAUUUUUAAAGAAGCCCAGUCCCUAGUGAAAGAGAAGAUUGUGCCAUUUUAUAGUGGAGGCAACUGUGUAACUGAUGAGUUUGAAGAAGGCAUCCAGGAUGUCAUUUUGAGGCUGACACAUGUUAAAACUGGAGGCAAGAUCUCCUUGCGGAAAGCACGGUAUUACACUUUAACCAAAAUCUGUGCAGUGCAAGAGAUUAUCGAGGACUGCGUGAAAAAGCAGCCUUCCCUGCCGCUUUCUGAGGACGCGCAUCCCUCAGUUGCCAAAAUUAACUCUGUGCUGUGUGACGUGAACAAGACCAGAGGCACUCUGAUUGCCCUUCUUAUGGGAGUGAACAGUGAUGAGACUUGCAGGCACUUAUCUUGUGUGCUCUCGGGGCUGAUGGCCGAUCUGGAUGCUUUAGACGUGUGCGGCCGCACAGAAAUCAGAAAUUACCGGAAGGAGGUCGUGGAAGAUAUCAACCAGUUAUUGAAGUACUUGGAUUUAGAAGAGGAAGCAGAUAGCACUCGUGCGUUUGACCUGGGGCAGAAUCAUUCCAUUUUAAAAAUAGAACAGGUCCUCAAGAGAAUGAGAGAAAUAAAAAACGAACUUCUUGAAGCACAGAAUCCUUCAGAAUGGUACCUGAGCUCCAAAACAGAGCUGCAGGGUUUGAUUGGACAGUUGGAUGAGGUAAGCCUUGAAAAAAACCCCUGCAUCCGGGAAGCCAGGAGAAGAGCGGUGAUCGAAGUUCAGACCCUCAUCACUUACAUCGACUUGAAGGAAGCCCUCGAGAAGAGAAAGCUGUUUGUUUGUGAGGAGCACCCCUCACACAAAGCGGUCUGGAGCGUCCUGGGAAACUUGUCAGACAUCCAGGGGGAAGUUCUCUCAUUUGAUGGCAGUCGAAAUGAUAAGAACUACAUCCGGCUGGAGGAGCUGCUCACCAAGCAGCUGCUUGCCCUGGACGCCGUUGACCCACAGGGAGAGGAGAAGUGUAAGGCUGCCCGGAAGCAGGCAGUGAAGCUUGCACAGAAUAUUCUCAGCUAUCUCGACUUGAAAUCCGAUGAAUGGGAGUACUGAAACGCCAGAGAGCCCACGUGUAUGAGAGCAGAAACUGUCAGCAGCCCUGCAGGACCAGCUCUUUGAAGCUUGUUCAGAGGAAGCGAGCAUCAGCUCCCUGCGCCUGCAGACGUCGCACUCCGGGCACCUGCUGCAUUCCUUAGCUCAUGUUAUUGGCACAUGGAUGCUUCUCUAGUGCCUGAAAGGGCCAGUACAGUCUGUCAGUGCAGGAAAUUUUUUUUUUCUGCUAAAGGGUACACAUAUUUCUGUGCAUACUUUUUGAGGAUCCAAGAUUACCAGUUGCCUGUUAAGGUGAACAAAAGAAUUUCCCAGAGUUCUGAAGUGCCUUGAUAACUUGCUGCCCCGGUAUUAUAACUAACAGACUACUCUGUAGUCAGCUCUCACAAAAUAAUCGUAUUAGAGUACAUCUUUUGAGCUCUAUAGUAAUUUGUUCUUUUCUUUCAGAGAUACUAAUUUGAUAACUUUGGAAACAGCUAAAAAUAAGAUGGAUAAAGGAAUAGCCCUUAAUACCUAAAAGAUUAUAAACGUGUAGCCCUAAAAAAUUUCCAUUUUGUCUCAGUGCUGCCCAAUAAUUAAAAGCCCUUGAUAUGUCUUUCCUACUAGAAAUGUUACAGAUUCAUCGGACAGUGGGGUCAAAGGGCAAUCGGAGGUCUUUGGGCCGUGAGCCUUCCACCUGCACGUCCAGCGGGCUUUCAGUGCAGCUUAUUGGUAGCUCAUGCCGACCAAAGUCGUUUCAGGAUUGCUCUCCUGUAUCAUAAUUUUAGGGUGCUCUUAAAAUCUUGAGGAGUUUUUAAGUUCGAGCACUGUUGCCGUUAUAUCACUGGGCAAUCAAGGCUGUACUCUGACUCACUUCAGACGUACACACAUCCUGCACCAGGCCCCAGAUUUGAAAGUUAAAUGUUAGCCUGUCCUUUCAGAGUAUCCAUUGUUGUUUGAAAGCAGUUCUUCCUCCAGCAUUUAUUUCCAGCAGUGUUUUCCAUAACUCACAGAGAUGGCUCAAACCGUUAAUCUUUGCGCAUCGGGGGUGAGCAUAGGAUAUUGAGCCCAUCCACGGUCACGCUGGAUUUCUCACGGGGAUUAUUUUGGUUAUUGAAAUAAUCAGAUCAGCCUUGAGUGCUGAGGAGUGAUGCUCCCUGUCUUCAGUCUGUUCUAGUUCCUUGUACCCGAUGAUUCGGUUCCCAUGAUGAGCCCUAGCGAUACUGGCUUUAGCUGCUCCUGUCCCUCAUUGGGAGGCGUGUGUGUUAAUGUGGCCUGCUGCAUGUAUUUUGGGUUCAUCACUUUGUAUUGUAUUUUUAUGAUCUCACUUGAAGAGAAUCUGUACUGGAAGUAAAACCUGCCCCCUAAAAAUGUUUGGCCUUGGGUCUGCAUUAAACUGUAUAAUCCAUGUUCAUGAAAAAUUGGCUGGGAAUGUUUGCUUUCUUUACCUUCCACUCAGUCAGCAUUGUUUUCAGGUCAUUCUUUAUCCAAACAGAUUAAUCAGCCUACUGUGAAGUAGUUAAGAAAAUAAAUAUAAUGACUAUGUCUACUAAGUACAAUUUAAUGCUUUAUUUUGCUAAACUGCCUGGGUAUAAUAUAUUUGACAUAAUUUAGUAUAUUUGAAAAGUUUAACCAGUUUUUCUCAUUUGUUUUGCUUGGCCAGUUUUUAAUCUGGUUUUGGAGGGUCUAAGCUUAUCCUGUUCACACAGGUUUUUUUAAGCAAAGCUUUUUAGCUUUUAACUCAUGCAGUGUUUUUCUCAAGAAUAAUUGGAGAACAAUUUGCCACACUGAUUUUGAUGUAUAAUUCAGGUGUGUCAUUCCAGCGUGUUGGUUCUCGUCCCUGCCCCAUGAACUGUGUGACUACUGUAAUACCGUGUCUUAAAUAAUUCAGCAUUAUUUUGAGGUAGACAUACUAGUAUACCCUUAAUUAUUGAUGAAAUAAAAAAUCUCUUAGCUUCUCUUUGCGGUGGAGAAAGGACGUGAGUCUGAGGUGUGAGUCCUGUCGUCAUGUUUUCACCUUUGGGUACUGUCUGACUUGGGUGCCCCUGAGCAGGCCAGGCCCGGGAGGAGGGCUCCUUGGCUCCAGUCAGGGGCAGCGUUGUGAGGGGGCCGCAGCGCAGAGCACAGACGGGGAUCCAGUGGCGGGUGAAGGGGUAACUGUGCCCCCGUAAACAACCCAGGAAGUGGGGGGCGGGCCAGGGAACCUGGAGCAGAUGUGGCCUCACGUGCUGCUUCCCUGGGGAGGGUGCCCGCGGGCCAAGCGCACAGGAGCUGCCCUUACUCGCAGGAGGGGAAACUCGAGGCGUUCUGGAAAGGUCCUCUCCCCGGAGGAAAGGUUUGAGGGAAGGUGGUGUGCUGUUGAAACUCAUCUUAACGGAGAUGUUUUUCUGGCCACUUGAGAGUCUCGUGCUCUGCCACCUGAGCUAGUCGGGCGGCCGUGUAUCUCUGACCAUCUAGUCCUUCCAGCAUUCCCAAAAUGCUCUGCUCUGCCUCGGGCUCCCUCACCCACCUCGCAGCUCACCCUCGUUUUGGCAGUUGUCUGUCACAAACCCAUUACAACCCAUUACCUGGUGGCAGCAACUGGUUUUGCCUUUUCCCCGCCUCCUCCUACAGGCCCUCUUCUGUCUUCUCUGCCUGCGUGUUCCAGUGAUCCAAGUGGAGAAGCAGCGCGGCCAGCCCCGCCGUGCAGGUGUGUGAUGCGUAAUAGGCCAGCCGCCAGGAGAAACAAAUCGUACAGGUUAAAAAGACAGGAAAUUUGACAUUUUUAAUUCUCUGCCACCCACCAAGAUGCGCUCUGCCCCGUUAGGCUUGGGUUAUUUACGCACGUUAGAAACUGUUCUCAAGGACUUCCCUGGUGGCGCAGUGGUUAAGAAUCCGCCUGCCAAUGCAGGGUACACGGGUUUGAGCCCUGGUCCGCGAAGAUCCCACAUGCCGUGGAGCCACUAAGCCCGUGCGCCACAACUACUGAAGCCCACGCACCUGGAGCCCGUGCUCUGCAACAAGAGAAGCCACUGCAAUGAGAAGCCCACGCACCACGAGGAAGAGUAGCCCCCGCUCACUGUAACUAGAGAAAGCCUGCGCACAGCAACAAAGACCUAAUGUGGCCAAGAAUCAAUAAAUAAAUUUUUUUUAAAAACUGUU